Molecule: messenger RNA, 630 nt
Organism: Gaeumannomyces tritici R3-111a-1
Lineage: Eukaryota; Fungi; Ascomycota; Sordariomycetes; Magnaporthales; Magnaporthaceae
Exons: 1
Coding region: 1-630 (209 amino acids)
Source: RefSeq, a predicted model, not a curated record
AUGGAGGGGAUCAUCCUGACGUACGUUAGAGGCAUGCCGCAGCGCAAGGGUCGUCGACUGCUCUGGCGUUUCCAGUUACGGUCCAGGGUUGGGAGUGGUACCCUUUCCGCGGGGGAGGGACAAGCGGGACGGAGACAGGUCAACGGCGUCAGCACCCAGGACGAGUCCGUGACCACGAUCGUACUCUGUUUUGGGGGUAGAGACAAGGGAAGCGCGAGAUCGAGGUGCACCACACAGCAGCAAGGUCCAGAGGGGCCUAGCCCUCUUUGGAGGGGAGCAAGGAUGACGGGCGAGGCGAUUGGGCAGGACAUGACGAGUGAGCCGUCCUGGAGCAGUCGCGAGGGGAGGACGCUGCGGGGACUAGCAGAGGUUGGGCAGAAACGACCGCUUCGGGGCAUGCCUGGGCAUCGAUACCCAACCGUACUGGUGCGUUUCUGGCUGUUGUCCAGUGGGAAGCCGCCCCGGCGUAAGAGCAGCACCCGCCAUCCAUGUGGUGCGGCGUUGGCCAGUCACAAGCGGCCGCGGUGGCCAGUGAGCAGCUGGGCUUUGCUGCCCACACACACCACCACCACCACCAGGUCGGUCGGCGUCCAGCACAACCUCAAGGCGCGCACGCAGGGAGUGGGGUGA